AUGGUUCCUCGGACCCAGAUUAAGCCUACUCCUGGUUCCUGCUCUAAAAAGCAUGCUCAAUGGAGAAUCAGGAAUUGGCUGGGAAAAGUCCAGGAAUAGUGUAAUUAAUUACUGUUAAUCCAUCCAUAUCUGUGACCAUUUACUUUGUGUCCGUCUACCUCUCCUAUCUCUAGAGUACAUAGAGCGCUAUGGAACCAGUCCAGUGUGGUCUGACUACAGGAGGAACCACAAAGGGGGGAUUCCCCCUCAGAAGACACGCAAGACCUGCAUUGUAGGUGUAACAGAGGUGGUUCUGUAACCUUGCCUGAGACCUGGAGACUUACGGCAGGUCUCUGAGCUAUUGCCUAGGCUUUGGGGAGUGCACAGAUGAUCAGAGGAUGUCUACCUUGAUGCUGUCUGCUUUGUAUCAGGCUAUGUAACUCCAUAUUAUUAUUAUAUUCUCCACCGGACAGACAUGUGACUGCAACCUCUAAUCACUAUUUCUGUUUAGUUUUCUUCAGAGAGGAGACAAGAUAUGUGGGAACCCCUGUCCAAUUUGUCAAGACACCAACAUCAUCCACUAUCAGGUUUGGUCUCUCACAUUUACUCAUGGAAUACACACACAAUCAUUAUGAGAGAUGGAAAAUUGUCAAAGACUUCAGCCACCCUAGUCAUAGACUGUUCUCUCUGCUACCGCACAGCAAGCGGUACCGGAGCGCCAAGUCUAGGUCCAAAAGGCUUCUCAACAGCUUCUACCCCCAAGCCAUAAGACUCCUGAACAGCUAAUCAUGGCUACCUCGACUAUUUGCACUGCCCCCCAAACCCAUCCCCCUCUUUUACGCUGCUGCUACUCUGUUUAUUAUUUAUGCAUAGCACUUUAACUCUACCCACAUGUACAUAUUACCUAAAUUACCUCGACUAGCCGGUGCCCACGUACAUUCACUCUGCACCGGUAGCCCCCCCUGUAUAUAGCCUCCCUACUGUUAUUUAAUUUUACUGCUGCUCUUUAGUUAUUAGCUUUUAUUUUUUCACUUAACACUUUUUUUAUUUUACUUAAAAAAUAAAAUAAAAUGCAUUGUUGGUUAAGGGCUUGUAAGUAAGCAUUUCACUGUAAUGUCUACACCUGUUGUAUUCGGUGCAUGUGGCAAAUACAUUUUGAUUUGAAAAUUGGAUGGCAUUACCUUUGAUUUCGUUAGGUUGAUUUAACAAGCUAUUCAAUGUUAUGUUUGUAAAGCAAUGGACCAUUGUCUUCCUGCAGAAUGUGAAGCUGCUGCAACAGUUUAUCAGUCCAUAUACAGGAUUUUGUAUGACCCAACACGGACAGGUAAGAUAUGUGUUCAAUUUAUGUAAUAUGUAUACAAUUCUAUGAAUGAAUCUGAAUCAACCAUGCUGAAUUCAGCAGGUGUUAUCUAAAUGCUUGCUGGUUUCAUCGAAAUAAGUUGUCUUUGAUUUGAUGAAUGAUUAAUUUACACAGUUGACACAACCAAGAAUCUGAGAAUCUGCCAAUAGUUGAUUUAGUGAUGAAAACAGUUCUGCAUAAAGUAACAUCUGGUUCAAGACCAACACUUUUUGUGAGGUUUGAGGUAACCAAAGUGCCACAUUUAUAUUGUUAUUCUACAUGUUUAUCCAGGAGUGUGUCAGAAACAGAAAAAACUACUCAAUCAGGCGAUUGGUGCUGCAAGAGACCAUGGUAAGUUCAGCCUCUGUGACUAAGGAGCAGAAUGUUAGAGCAGUACAGUAAUAAUGAAGAAUCAACAAUUUUUUGACCAGCGCAGUGCUUCAACAAUGCCACCAAAACAGAAACUGCAGUUCUCUACAGUACAUAUUGUACAUAUUUCCAGGGCUGCUACCCUUCCAGGUUCCUCAAGUGGACUUCUCAGGGGAGGACUAUUCCAACUCCCAUGACGCGGUGGGCUCGACCCCUCCUCCCCCCACCAUGACCCCUUGGUACCGGUGGUACUACACCAUACAGCCAGACGAGACUGAAGUGGCUAAAGUCAAGAAGACCUACAAGGCCUAUUUGAAAUAGACUAGGGCCUAUCAGAAGAGGAAUCAUGGUGAAAUAAUUUUUUUGUGUGGAUUUAAUUUGGGCUUUCUGGAAGUAGUAGAGCCCUAUGCAGAAAUCUCCCUCUGCCAUUUCCUGUUUGCUAAAAAUCUAAUAGUUUGUCUAAUUUCAGUUUGUGACAAAACAACCGCUGUGAAAUAUAUUUUCCAUAACCCAAAAUAUUGUGUUUGAAGCUGGUGUACAAAAAUGAAAGUAAAAGACAAAAUGAAUUUUAAGCACAGGACGCAUAGAAAUAGCACACAUAGAAGAGAUCUACCACUUCUUGGAGUUGCUUUCAAUGAGAAUGGCAGAUCUAUAACUCACUUCUAUGUGAAUUUGGUCAGGUAGCUUAAAGUCACAAAUUGCAGCUUUAAAACAAGUUAUAGAAUAUUGUGUAUGAUUUGUUUGUUUUCAUGGCAACAUAUAGCUUUUUUUUAUUGAUUUUGGGAGUGUGGGAGGGUAGCAGUUACAAUCUUGAUAAAACAUCACUGAUUCAUUCCAGCCUCUUCUCCUUACAGGCAACAACUAAAAAUCUAAUUUUGUCACAAGCUUUGCAAACAGGUGUAGGUAGACUAACAGUUAAAUGCUUUGUACGGGCCCUUCCCAACAAUGCAGAGAAAAAUUGAAAAAAAGAACAAGGAAGAAAUAGGAGUAACAUUAAUUUAGCAAUUUCCACGGGGUACCAGUACCAAGUCGAUAUGCAGAGGUACAAGGUAAUUGAAGUAGAUAAGUGUAUAUAUAGGUAGAGGUAAAGUGACUAGGCAACAGGACUUAUCAGCUCAUGAACAGAACAUGCUACUAUAUUUACAUUUUAGUCAUUUAGCAGACGCUCUUAUCCAGAGCGACUUACAGUUAGUGAGUGCAUACAUUUUUUAUUUUUCAUACUGGCCCCCCCGUGGGAAUCGAACCCACAACCCUGGUGUUGCAAACGCCAUGCUCUACCAACUGAGCUACAUCCCUGCUGGCCAUUCCCUCCCCUACCCUGGACGACGCUGGGCCAAUUGUGCGCCGCCCCAUGGGUCUCCCGGUCACGGCCAGCUACGACAGAGCCUGGAUUCGAACCAGGAUCUCUAGUGGCACAGCUAGCACUGCGAUGCAGUGCCUUAGACCACUGGACGUCCAUGAGAUAAAUCUGUCAAAUAAUCUGUUCUAUGCUCAUUGUUUAGUAUUCAGAGACAAGUUGUACAAUAAAGACAUUGUAAGAUGCAAAAUCCAUUUAUUGAAUUGCCUUAUCUGUAGUAAAUACUUGAUCAUACAGGUAUCAACAUGUUUAUUUCAAGUUAAUAAGAGCUUGGUUUAUACAUGUACGAAUCCGGUGGUAAUGUAUUGCCAUUAUAAACACUUCAUCAUAUUGCCCUUUCUUUCUGUCCCAUGGGUGAGACAUGCCCACUUGUCCAGUCAAAUUCUGAAUUCCAAAUCACCACCUUUGCCCUAUCUUUUCAGAUCUACAGGUGUGUAGGGGGGCAAGGUGGCAAAUUGGACUUUUAAAAAAUGUAUGCAUCUCAUAGGCUGACAGGAUAAUGUCAUACAACAGGGGUGUGUCUCAAUAGUUAGCGUGGCUUCCUCUCCACACCUUUCUUCAAUCAAACUGAUUUGGGAGACAGACUUCAGCCAUGAGCUUUAUUCAAAUAAGUGCUGAACGAUCAGGAGCGGAGACAAGGAAGCCACCUUAGACUAUCGAGAUGCACCCCAGCACUGAGCUGAUGACAUGGCCAGCUUCAGCAGUAGGUUAUAUAGCAUUACAUCUCCUCCUGGGGUCCGUUCGAAAUGGCACCCUCUUCCCUACAUAGUGCCGUACAUUUGACCAGGGCCAAUAGUGCUCUGGUGAAAAAUUGCACACUAUAGGGAAUAGAGUGCCAACAGAGCCCUGGUUCUGCAGUAGGUAGGUCACUCCAUGACCUUGUGGACCAGGGUCUCCCCCAGUGAUUCCAGGUCCUCCUGUUAGUAGUCCUGGAAGUCCCCGCCUAUCUGGCUUUACACCACUCCAGCCUACGCUUGGCAUUGCGCAUGGUGAUCUUAGGCUUGUGUGUGGCUGUUUGGCCAUGGAAACCCAUUUCAUGAAGCUCCAGACAAACAGUUAUUGUGCGGACGUUGCUGUCAGAAGCAGGUUGGAACUCGGUAGUGUGUGUUGCACGAGGACAGAAUUUUUUGCCGCUACAGCACUUGCCGGUCCCGUUCUGUGAGCUUGUGUGGCUUACCACUUCGCGGCUCUGCCGUUGUUGCUCCUAGACGUUUCCACUCCACAAUAACAGCACUUACAGUUGACCUGGGCAGCUCUAGCUGAGCAGAAAUUUGACUUACUGACUUGUUGGAAAGGUGGCAUCCUAUGACGGUGCCACGUUGAAAGUCACUGAGCUCUUCAGUACAGGCCAUUCUACUGCCAAUGUUUGGGCGAGGUUGUGGCAGCUAAAAGAUAGCUAUUCCUUCUGGAACAAACUGGAGGCAAAACUAGUAGUAAAACGUCAAUUUGUUGAAAAGUGUUUUUAUUUAAUGUUCAAAGUCCUCGACGGCCACUCUUCAGAGACAAAAUACCUGAAAAAAAGAGCACACAAAACGAAAAACAUUUAAAGUUACAUUCACUUACUUUCUUAGUGCGCUCAUACACACCUGUAUCUUAAAAUAGCUUUCUUAUGAUGGAUUAUGGUUAAAAUGAAUAAUUGCGCAGUCGUUUUCGAAAAUAAAUAAAUAAAUUACAGCAUUUCUUUCGACGUUACUCACCGCAGAACAAAUCCAGGAAUGUGCUGGAAAGGGGAGGGGCUUGAUAUUUAUACCCUGUGACGUUUUUGACGUCUUACGAGUGUUCUACCAUACAUUUUCUGGGAUUUUCAUGGUAACAAAAUUGAGUUUUUGGUGACGCGCAGUUGUAGACCGACCUUCAUCAAAGAGUUUUCUAUCUGUGCCUUCAUUGUCCAUUAGGACAGAAAGAUGUCGCUGCACGUUUUGUACAUUCUCUUUUAAAUUUAAAUCACACCCCAAGUCUAUUGUUGCUUAUCUAAACACAUUUGAAUGAGUAUUAGUUCUAACUCACAAAAUAUGGUGCUCGUACUGAGGUAUAAUAUCACAUUUGGGUGUAAUUUCGAUUGUAAUAUUUUUACAAAAUGGCUGCGGUGGAGUCGAGCAUGCUGCCUGGCACACUCGCGGACACUAUCAAAACCUUGCGUUUAAUUUAAAAUGAUGAAAUUAAUAAUGUACUAAAAUUCAUAAAAUAAAUGAAUUGAAGUCCAAAAGGAGAGUUUAGCCAUGCACCAAAAAAAAUAAUGUGCUACUUCCCCUUUCACCUGUAAACUUUCAACCCUCAGUUGUGAAAGGCAAAAUGGCAGCGUCCAUACCAAGCGUUGGAAGGAUUUUAUGCCGUGUGUCUCCUUUACUUUUACAGAAUAUUCGGCAGAAUAAGGUAUUUCACAAUUAUUUUCUAUAGUGCAUCAUAUAAGCAAAAGCUAGGACUUCUGAUGUACACAUUCAACUACGUUACACAGAUAGUCAUAUCACGAAACAGUGACGGAGCUAACGUUACCGCCGGCUAAUAAACACCACUAGCCAGUUGCAGCUAGCAACAUAGCGAACUACAUACCGGUACUCGACUUUGUGCACUGUACAUCAUCCACUGCAAGCCCAGUAAUAUGUUUCACAUAUAACCAUAGUAUAUGCAAACUUAUCAGCAUCAUUGGCUUGUGUACAGUACAGUACACUGUAUUUGCAAGUUUUACACUUGAUGACUUGACUGACAGUCACUGUAUUUGUUUGGUUUCUAGCUUCCAAAGAGGUUACCUGUCAGGCUUUGGACCCAGGCUGUGUUUCCAAGUGUGAAGUCCAGCCUCUCUCUGUGCACUGCAGCCUCACCUGAGAUCCCCAGUGAUGCUGCUGAGGCAGUGGAGGCUCUUGCCCGCUACAAGGACAGACCAUGGGACUACCUGGAGAGCGAAGGUAUGGAGAUUAGAGAUUGUAUGUAUUUUCUAUGCACUCUGCUGUUUUCUAAGGGAUGGUUCCUCGGACCCAGAUUAAGCCUACUCCAGGUUCCUGCUCUAAAAGGCAUGCUCAAUGGAUAAUCAGGAAUUGUCUGGGAAAAGUCCAGGAAUAGUGUAAUUAAUUACUGUUAAUCCAUCCAUAUCUGUGACCAUUUACUUUGUGUCCGUCUACCUCUCCUAUCUCUAGAGUACAUAGAGCGCUAUGGAACCAGUCCAGUGUGGUCUGACUACAGGAGGAACCACAAAGGGGGGAUUCCCCCUCAGAAGACACGCAAGACCUGCAUUGUAGGUGUAACAGAGGUGGUUCUGUAACCUUGCCUGAGACCUGGAGACUUGCGGCAGGUCUCUGAGCUAUUGCCUAGGCUUUGGGGAGUGCACAGAUGAUCAGAGGAUGUCUACCUUGAUGCUGUCUGCUUUGUAUUAGGCUAUGUAACUCCAUAUUAUUAUUAUAUUCUCCACCGGACAGACAUGUGACUGCAACCUCUAAUCACUAUUUCUGUUUUGUUUUCUUCAGAGAGGAGACAAGAUAUGUGGGAACCCCUGUCCAAUUUGUCGAGACACCAACAUCAUCAUCCACUAUCAGGUUUGGUCUCUCACAUUUACUCAUGGAAUACACACACAGCCAUUAUGAGAGAUGGAAAAUUGGAUGGCAUUACCUUUGAUUUCGUUAAGUUGAUUUAACAAGCUAUUCAAUGUUAUGUUUGUAAAGCAAUGGACCAUUGUCUUCCUGCAGAAUGUGAAGCUGCUGCAACAGUUUAUCAGUCCAUAUACAGGCAUUUUGUAUGACCCCACACGGACAGGUAAGAUAUUAGUUCAAUAUAUGUAUACAAUUCUAUGAAUGAAUCUGAAUCAACCAUGCUGAAUUCAGCAGGUGUUAUCUAAAUGCUUGCUGGUUUAAUAAAUGCUUGCUGGUUUAAUAUGUUUCAUCGAAAUAAGUUGUCUUUGAUUUGAUGAAUGAUUAAUUUACACAGUUGACACAACCAAGAAUCUGAGAAUCUGCCAAUAGUUGUUUUAGUGAUAAACAGUUCUGCAUAAAGUAACAUCUGGUUCAAGACCAACACUUUUUGUGAGGUUUGAGGUAACCAAAGUGCCACAUUUAUAUUGUUAUUCUAAAUUUUUAUCCAGGAGUGUGUCAGAAACAGCAAAAACAACUCAAUCAGGCGAUUGGCGCUGCAAGAGACCAUGGUAAGUUCAGCCUCUGUAACUAA
Messenger RNA from Coregonus sp. 'balchen', 7196 nucleotides. Lineage: Eukaryota; Metazoa; Chordata; Actinopteri; Salmoniformes; Salmonidae. The record is from the annotation of a GenBank genome assembly.